This is a messenger RNA of Anguilla anguilla (European eel), 4475 nucleotides long. It is a transcript of the gene kat2a, whose product is annotated as K(lysine) acetyltransferase 2A. The record is from RefSeq and is a predicted model, not a curated record. The coding region runs from base 1 to 2394 and encodes 797 amino acids. The transcript has 18 exons. Gene Ontology annotation, cellular component: nucleus; histone acetyltransferase complex. Gene Ontology annotation, molecular function: histone H3 acetyltransferase activity; protein binding. Gene Ontology annotation, biological process: chromatin remodeling; positive regulation of transcription by RNA polymerase II. Lineage: Eukaryota; Metazoa; Chordata; Actinopteri; Anguilliformes; Anguillidae.
AUGGCGGAUCCGUCUACACAGGCCUCCUUACAACCCCGGCCUCAACAGACUCAGUCCAGCGGGACAACUGGGUCAAAUGCAAUGCCUGGAUCCGCGAAUUGUGAUCCAGCCAGGCCGGGUCUUAGCCAACAACAACGGGCCAGUCAAAAGAAAGCGCAAGUUCGAGCGUUUCCACGGGCGAAAAAGCUUGAGAAACUCGGAGUCUUUUCGGCUUGUAAGGCAAAUGACUCAUGCAAGUGCAAUGGUUGGAAGAACCCUCAUCCACCCACUGCCACCCGCAUGGACCUCCAGCAGCAAGCGGCAAGCCUGAGUGAGCCAUGCCGCAGCUGUGGCCACGCUCUGGCGGACCAUGUGUCCCACUUGGAGAAUGUGUCGGAGGAGGAAAUCAACCGACUGCUGGGCAUGGUAGUGGACGUGGAGAAUCUCUUCAUGUCCGUCCAUAAGGAGGAGGACACUGACACCAAGCAGGUCUACUUCUACCUCUUCAAGCUGCUCAGGAAAUGUAUCCUGCAGAUGAGCCAGCCCAUAGUGGAGGGGUCCCUGGGGAGCCCCCCCUUUGAGAAGCCCAAUAUUGAGCAGGGAGUGUUGAACUUUGUCCAGUACAAGUUCAGCCACUUGCCACCCAAAGAGAGGCAGACCAUGUUUGAGCUUUCCAAGAUGUUCCUCCUCUGCCUCAACUACUGGAAGCUGGAGACGCCCACGCAGUUUCGCCAGCGCUCCCAGAAGGACGACGGCACGGCCUAUAAGGUGGACUACACCAGGUGGCUCUGCUACUGCCACGUGCCGCAGAGCAACGACAGCCUGCCGCGCUACGAGACCACGCACGUGUUCGGCCGCAGCCUGCUCAAGUCCAUCUUCACCGUCACGCGCCGGCAGCUGCUGGAGAAGUUCCGCGUGGAGAAGGACAAGCUGCUGCCCGAGAAACGCACCCUCAUACUCACGCACUUCCCCAAGUUCCUGUCCAUGCUGGAGGAGGAGAUAUAUGGGGAAAACUCGCCCAUCUGGGAGGCAGACUUCACCAUGCCUGCUUCUGAGGGAGCGCAGCUGGGACAUCCCACAGUGAUCAGCCCAGCCGCUGUGUCCAGCACUCCUGCUUUCACCAAGAGCAACAGCUGCAGCUCCUCCCUGGGCACCAUCAGCCUGGACACUGUGGUGGCAGAGCCCAAGACCGGAGAGAAACGGAAGCUUCCGGAGGCCCUGACGCUGGAAGACGCAAAGCGGAUCCGGGUCAUGGGAGACAUCCCCAUGGAGCUGGUGAACGAGGUCAUGAUGACCAUCACCGACCCUGCCGCCAUGCUGGGCCCCGAGACCAGUUUGCUGUCGGCCAACGCGGCACGGGAUGAGACGGCAAGGCUGGAGGAGAGGCGGGGAAUCAUCGAAUUCCACGUCAUCGGGAACUCGCUCUCCCAGAAAUCCAACAAGAAGAUCCUGAUGUGGCUGGUGGGUUUGCAGAACGUCUUCUCCCACCAGCUACCCCGCAUGCCUAAGGAGUACAUCACCAGGCUGGUGUUUGAUCCGAAGCACAAGACCCUGGCCCUGAUAAAAGAUGGCCGUGUCAUAGGAGGGAUCUGCUUCAGGAUGUUCCCCACUCAAGGCUUCACGGAGAUCGUCUUCUGCGCCGUCACCUCCAACGAGCAGGUCAAGGGGUACGGGACCCACCUGAUGAACCACUUAAAGGAGUAUCACAUCAAGCACAGCAUCCUGUACUUCCUCACCUACGCCGACGAGUACGCCAUCGGCUACUUCAAGAAGCAGGGUUUUUCCAAAGAUAUCAAAGUGCCAAAGAGCCGCUACCUGGGGUACAUCAAGGACUACGAGGGGGCGACCCUGAUGGAGUGCGAGCUCAAUCCCAGAAUCCCCUACACGGAACUCUCUCACAUCAUCAAGAGGCAGAAAGAGAUCAUCAAGAAGCUGAUCGAGCGGAAGCAGAGCCAGAUCAGGAAGGUGUAUCCGGGCCUGACCUGUUUCAAAGAGGGCGUGCGGCAGAUCCCCGUGGAGAGCAUACCUGGCAUCCGCGAGACUGGAUGGAAGCCUAGUGGGAAGGAGAAAUGCAAGGAGUUGAAAGAUCCUGACCUUCUGUACAACAUGCUGAAGAACCUGCUUGCUCAAAUUAAGACACACCCGGACGCCUGGCCCUUCAUGGAGCCUGUGAAGAAAGCAGAGGCCCACGAUUACUACGAAAUCAUUCGCUUUCCCAUUGAUUUGAGGACCAUGACGGAGCGGCUGAAGAAUCGCUACUACGUGACCAAGAAGCUCUUCAUCGCCGACCUGCAACGCAUCAUCACCAACUGCCGUGAGUACAACCCCCCGGACAGCGAGUACUGCAGGUGCGCCAACACCCUGGAGAAGUUCUUCUACUUCAAGCUGAAGGAGAGCGGGCUAAUCGACAAGUGAGGCCCGGGCGCCGCCCACAGAAAAAAAAACGACGGCAAAAAAAAAGGCAAGAGGAACAGGAGCAGGCUGGGUCCCACAGAACUGCAUAACAGACCAUUUGGUUUACAGAACCCGUUAGGUGCCACGGAAUGAGCAGUAGGGGAAGAAGAACAAUAAAAUGUGACAAUAAAAGGGAGUGUGACGUCCUUUCGCUUUGUGUGAAUGGUGGGCAUUUGAAUCUGUAAAGGACACACAAUUGUCAUGAGUAACAAAUUACUUGUUUUUUUUUUCCCACACUCUGCAGAUGUCAUUUGUUUGCACCUCCAGUAUAGGUAAACACCCUGCUAAUUGUGCACUGUGGCGUGUUAUAUUGUAAUGUUUACCCCCUGUUGACACGGUGAUGAACCUUGCUGACUGGCACCUGUUUCAUGUGAGCUGAAGGUUAAUCUUCUUGUCGUCAGUGACAAAUGCGGUUUGUGUACCACUGAAUUUGGAGCCGGGGGACUGAAGGCAUUCAGAAACAGGGUCCUGUGAAAUAGGACACGUGUACAUACUUGAUGCAUAAUGCAAAGAGCCGUUACUUGAAAUGUAGCUCACUUUGACAUCUGCUGUCAGACUGUAUGUAUGCAUACUGUAGAUAUCUACAGGAACGGGCUGGAUGUGCUGUGUGGUUUUGGUGGUAUUCUUGUAGUAUUGAAAACAAAGAAUACUAGAGCAGAGGAUGCAAGGAUUCUUUGUCACGUUCUGCAUCACGCCUUGGCUGGUGGAGUUCGGACAAAACUUUCUUCUUUUUACAUCACGUUGUGCCCCGUUAUGUAGGAACAAGAUGUGAUCCCAUGGAACAUUUCACGUUGUGACACAUGGGCCAGUUGGAUUUGUUUUUGUUUUUUUUAUUUAUUAUUACAAAAAUCCCAUAAAAUCCUUGGUACCCCUUCAUUUUGCUUUGUCAAGGACGAAAAGUAAUUAUGUUGCAAGCAGGACUACUGAGGAAUGAGGAGAAUACAUCACCUUUCUCAUUAAACUUAUUUCACACCAAUGCAUUGACCUUAAAUUCAUUACAGGUAUUUACAAGAUGCAAGCUAAACUGUAAAACCUAAUUGGUAUUCAGAACCUUCAUGGACCUUCAGCCCAUCCGUUAUUGUUUCUGUUCUUCUGUGAUUUGUUCAAGGACCACUCUGCUCUCUGAAUGGCUGUUUGUGGAGUUGUGAAUUGGUUUUUUCAGUAUCCGUAAAAAGGUUUAAAAAGAACGUACUGUGGAAUACAUUCUUUUUACUGACCAGUUACAUGGCCUUUUCCUUUGAUGUGCGCUUACCCGUAUUGAUUUUGUUUCUGUAUUUACAAUGUGUUACAGUUAUUGUGUUGUUGCGAGUGUGUGUUGGUUAAAAACCGAGUUUUCUCUUUAAACACAGCCCAAAAUAGGUGGGGCUGCUUACUUAUAAUGUUCCUUUGAUACCGGGACUAAUUUGCCUCUGAAAGGUUCAACCCCCCCCCACCAUUACUCUGAACUAUACAGUAACGGCAACUUCCAACCUCUUCCAGUGGACAUUGUGUUGGGGUGAAUACAAACGCACAAACUAAGGCUUGGCUAAAAUUCCAACUCAACAGUGAACCGCAAUCGUGCUUCAUGAUGCAUGCUGUUAUCCAUGAACGCAGUAGGUAUCGGCAUGUCAUAAAUGGUUAUGUUAUUAUUGUGUUAAAACUGCCAGCUUCACAGAAUUGCAUUUGCUGUUAUUUCUUGACUUCUUGAUAUGUAAACAAAUAUUUAUCCAUUUUUGUUUGAUCAGAUGAUGUAUUGGGUAUUACGCUCUUGUUUUUUUAAAAAUAUAUAUUUCACCUGCGUUGUUGGGCCCUUGUUGUGCACUUGAAGGGGGACAAGCUUCUCGAGCUACAGUGACGUCUGAGUUAUCAAAGACGUCACUGUCACUGAACUUUGCUUUCACGCCUGUGACCCAUGCCUCGUUUACUCACGGGCAAAAUUGGGGCCAUAUUCCUAUUUAAAUGAGAAGGUUUUAACAGUUUUUUUUGAGCUGCUCAUGAACCAUCAUAAAACUGUCACAUCUUGUUAAUGAUUCAAAUAAAAAAUGUUUUUGUAUGAAAGUGAA